AUGACCGAAGAAGACCUCAAUGAACGACGAGCAACGGUACCGAGCACGAGCAGCAGCACGAGCCACCAUCAUCCGCACCACAGCCAGCAGCAGCAGCAACAGCAGAAUCAACCAAGUCAGCGCCAGAAUCACCAAUCGCCUUCGAAGCGCCUGCGUCCCUCGACCUCAUCCGGGUCCCAUUCCUCGCCAUCGUCGUCUUCAUCCCCGUCAUCAUCCGCAGCAGUAAAUCCGCAACGUAGCCAGACCCAGUCGUUCGGUGCGAGGCCAGAUUCGGAAGUGGAUCACAAGGAGGACAAACUGAGCCGGCGGCAGCACCGACAUCGAGAGCACCGAGAAGACCAGGACAAGGAAAAAUCCAACCACCACCAACAGCAGCAGCGUAGAAAGUCCCAGCGGCGCCGGAAGCACUCCCUCACCCCCGAGGAGGAAGCGGGUAAACCGGGUCGAGGUGAGUUGCAGAACAAGGCUAGCAUAAUGUUGUAA
Molecule: messenger RNA, 483 nt
Organism: Aedes albopictus (Asian tiger mosquito)
Lineage: Eukaryota; Metazoa; Arthropoda; Insecta; Diptera; Culicidae
Product: myb-like protein Q
Exons: 2
Coding region: 1-483 (160 amino acids)
Source: RefSeq, a predicted model, not a curated record